Molecule: messenger RNA, 1224 nt
Organism: Clavispora lusitaniae ATCC 42720
Lineage: Eukaryota; Fungi; Ascomycota; Pichiomycetes; Serinales; Metschnikowiaceae
Product: alkene reductase
Molecular function (GO): FMN binding; NADPH dehydrogenase activity
Source: RefSeq, a predicted model, not a curated record
AUGGUUGAAACAAAGCCCUUAAAGAACACCAAAGUGUUUGAGCCGAUUCAAGUCGGCCUCCACACAUUGAGCAACAGAAUUGUUCAUGCUCCAACCACUCGAUUAAGAGCAGCGGCAAACCAUGCACCUUCAGAUCUCACUUACAAGUAUUGUGACGACAGAACCAGGUUUGCAGGCUCAUUGAUGAUCACAGAAGGCACUAUGGUGUCUCCCAGAACGGGAAUAUUCAAUGGUUUUCCAGGUAUCUUCUCAAAGGAAAGUGUGGAGGCCUGGAAAAAAGUCUCGGACCGGAUCCAUGCCAAUGGGUCUUUUGUGUCGAUGCAACUUUGGCCUGCUGGCAGAACGGCUCAACCUGGGGCUAUGAAAGAGGCUGGAUACCCAUUGAUUGCGCCAUCUGCGAUUUAUGUGAGCGAAGAGUCCAAAAAGGCGGCGGAAACGGCAGGAAACCAGAUCCAUGAGCUCACUACGCAAGAAAUUGAGGACUUGGUGCAAAAUGACUUUGUCCAGGCGGCCAGAAACGCCAUUGCGGCCGGAAUGGACUAUGUGGAGCUUCAUGGAGCACACGGAUGUCUUGUAGACACUUUUUUCCAGGCCAGCACCAACAAGAGAUCAGACAAGUAUGGAGGAUCGAUCGAAAACAGGUCGAGGUUUGCCUUGGAAAUCAUCGACCGGUUGAUUGACGAGAUCGGAGCGGAAAAAGUUGCAGUUCGGAUUUCGCCAUGGGCCAAAUUUCAGGGCAUGAGUGCCGAGGACAGUGGAGUCAGCCCAGUGGCUCAGUUUGGCCAUUUUUUGGGCGAGCUCGAAAACAGAGCCAGAGCAGGAAAGAGAAUAGCCUAUGUGUCCGUUGUGGAGCCUAGAAUCAAUGGAAUUAUGGAGAUUGCACCAGGAGACAAUUACGGCGAUAACUCUUUUGUAAGAUCUGUUUGGAAGGGCAUAGUGAUCAAGGCAGGAAAUUACACCUACGAUGCUCCGGAAUUCAAAACGCUUUUGCAAGACGUCGAUGAUGGAAAGACUCUUGUUGCCUUUGGAAGAUAUUUCACUUCAAAUCCAGACUUGGUGCAAAGACUCCAUGAUGGGUUGGAUUUGGCUCCGUACCAGAGAGAUCUGUUCUACACUACUAAUAACUGGGGCUACAACACUUUUAAUAAAUGGGGCGAGACUGUUACAUUUGACGAGAGUGAAGAGGCCAAGAGGUUUCCGGGACCAAUCGAAGUCAAGGAAUAA